UGGUCAACUGUGAGCACCCAAGCGUGGAGAACGGGAAGCUGCUGAGCGGGUACCGCGCCGAGUACACCUACAGAGACACCGUCGUGUUCGACUGCAACUUCCGCUACGCCAUGAACGGCAGCGAUGCCUCCACGUGCAACGAAAAGAGCCUUUGGGACCCUCCGCUGCCCCGCUGUCAGCUGAGCAGCUGUGACGACCCUCCAGAUGUGCAUAAUGCUGUUAAAGCAAAACUUGCUGGCAAUUUGUUUCCUGUGGAGACUGUCGUCACCUACGAGUGCAGGGAGGGCCACCAGUUCAGCCCGGGAGAAACCACGCGGCACGUUAAGUGUCUGCCGGAUUUUACGUGGACUGAAACUCCACCUCCCUGUGAAAGAAUUCGUUGCCCAAAUCCAGACGUCAGGAAUGGAAAGCCCUUACAUGCAUGGGAAGACAAAGACAGUUAUGCGUACGGAGACAGACUGGAAAUUACGUGUAAUGAUGGCUACGCUUUCAAAGGUCAUAGCAAUACCGUUGUGCUCCAGUGUACAAGUGAUGGUAGAUGGGGUCCAGCAGUACCGGAGUGCACUCCAGAACCUCGUUGCCCAAAGCCCAAUACUACUCAUGGAAGAGAGGUUUAUAAGAGCAAAAAUGACUACACAGUUGGGACCCGACUGAGGCUGGGGUGUGAUUCGGGCUAUGUCCUCAGGGGCCAGGACUCGACCGAGUGUCAGGCUGAUGCGAGCUGGGCUCCUCCAUUACCAUUUUGUGAUAAAGUCUGUGGCCCCCCGCCACAGGUCGCCAACGGGCAGCACUCUGGCUUGGGACGGGAGCAGUUCCCCUACGGCGCAGAGGUGACGUACAGCUGUGCGGAGGGUCUGUCCCUCCUUGGGGACGCCUCCGUCUACUGCACCUCCGACGACGGGGAGAGCCUGGCGUGGAGCGGACCUGCCCCGGAGUGCAGGGUGGUUCGGUGCCCCAAGCCCGCAGUCGAGAGGGGAAGGAUGACUCCGCAGAGGUUCGCGUUUCCCUACGGGGCGGCCGUGCGGUUCUCCUGUGACGAAGGCUUCGUGCUGCGUGGCGAUGCCGAGAGCCGGUGCCUGGCCGACGGCGCCUGGCACCCUCCCCCGCCCACCUGCCAGCCAGUUCAGUGCCCUCGACCCUCGGGACAGGAGGACCUGGUGAUUUACUCUUUUAAAUCAUGGUACAAGAAAAAGCGUGAUACGUGUGAGAGGAUUCUUCGAAACAGAGAAGCUUUCGAGUGUGGAGUUCCUCUGGCAGAACUGAAAACUCUGCUGGAAGUCCAGAAGCUGUACCUGGAGAUCCAGAAACUUGAAAAAGAGCUAAAAACCACGGCAUAUAGCUGA
Molecule: messenger RNA, 1343 nt
Organism: Phaethon lepturus (White-tailed tropicbird)
Lineage: Eukaryota; Metazoa; Chordata; Aves; Phaethontiformes; Phaethontidae
Product: complement receptor type 2-like
Exons: 8
Source: RefSeq, a predicted model, not a curated record